GUUGUGGGAGUAGUCAGCGGUUGGUUCAGACAGAAUUGUAGUUGAGUGAAAACAGCAGCUCCGGACUCAGCGUUUGACUCAGCGAGGAACAAGGAGCGACUUCAUUCUGCAUUCUCCUCACAGCUACGGACUUGACUGUCGAGUUGGCAAAGAUGUUUCAGAUAAAAAAGAUUUGUUGCAUUGGUGCUGGAUAUGUAGGAGGCCCAACAUGCAGCGUGAUCGCCCAGAUGUGUCCAGGGAUCACCGUAACUGUUGUGGAUAUCAACGAAUCCCGCAUCAAGGCCUGGAACUCGGACACUCUGCCCAUAUAUGAGCCUGGUUUGAAAGAGGUGGUUGAAUCAUGCAGAGGGAGAAAUUUGUUUUUCUCUACAGACAUAGACUCAGCCAUUAAGGAAGCAGACCUCGUCUUUAUCUCUGUUAAUACUCCCACCAAGACCUAUGGGAUGGGAAAGGGUCGUGCAGCUGACCUCAAGUACAUCGAGGCGUGUGCUCGGCGAAUCGUCGAAGUGUCCGAUGGCUACAAGAUUGUCACAGAGAAGAGCACAGUCCCAGUUCGAGCUGCUGAAAGUAUUCGUCGUAUCUUUGAUGCCAACACCAAACCCAGUCUUAACCUACAGGUGUUGUCCAAUCCAGAGUUCCUCGCAGAAGGAACUGCUGUGCGAGAUCUGAAGGAGCCUGACCGCGUCUUGAUAGGUGGUGACGAAACACCUGAAGGUCAAAGAGCAAUCAAAGAGCUGUGUGCCGUCUAUGAGAACUGGGUUCCCAAAGAAAGAGUCAUCACCACCAACACAUGGUCAUCUGAGCUCUCCAAACUGGCCGCCAAUGCAUUCCUGGCACAGCGAAUCAGCAGCAUCAACAGUAUCAGUGCUCUGUGUGAGGCCACUGGAGCUGAUGUGGAGGAGGUUGCCAAAGCCAUUGGCAUGGACCAGAGAAUAGGCAGCAAGUUUCUCAAAGCCAGCGUCGGUUUUGGUGGAAGCUGUUUCCAGAAGGAUGUGCUUAAUCUGGUGUAUCUGUGUGAGGCCCUUAACCUGCCAGAGGUGGCCACUUACUGGCAGCAGGUGAUUGACAUGAAUGAGUACCAGAGGCGGCGGUUUGCCUGCAGGAUUAUUGACUGCCUCUUCAACACUGUCACUGGCAAAAAGAUUGCACUCCUCGGCUUUUCCUUCAAAAAGGACACAGGUGACACUAGAGAGUCGUCCAGUAUCUACAUCUCUAAAUAUCUGCUGGAUGAAGGAGCCAAGCUGUUCAUCUACGACCCAAAAGUCCUUAAAGAACAAAUCAUUUAUGACCUCUCCCAGCCCAACAUCUCAGAGGACAACCCGGAGAGAGUGAAGGAGCUGGUGACUGUAACCACAGACCCAUAUGACGCCUGCCAGAGUGCACAUGCACUGGUCAUCUGCACUGAAUGGGACAUGUUUAAGGAACUGGACUAUGAGAAGAUCUUCAAGAAGAUGCUGAAGCCAGCUUUUCUAUUUGAUGGUCGCAGGGUGCUGGACCAUCUCCAUCCUCAGCUCCAGAGCAUUGGCUUCCAGAUCGAGACCAUCGGUAAGAAGGUGUCGGCAACAAGAAUCCCCUACAGCGCGACAGGUGCCAUCGAACCUCCCGUCAAGAAAAACAAAGUUUAAAAACUUGCCUCACCCCCUCAUCUCACACACACACUUUUCUCUAGCACAUUCACUCUGGCUGGUGUAACUGUGCAUCUCUCUGAUCUGCUAAUCAAAAAGCUAAACCGUGUGACUAACUGCUCCCUGCAGUGAGUAGGACAAGGUUGUUGAAACCUUUCAGUCGGUGACUGAUCAGCAGUAAAUCAUUCCAAACACAAACAUUAAUUUCAUGUGAACAGCAUUUAUAAAUCAAACAUUUCAUUGUUUUCAAAGAAACACUAUUAGACGAUCUUCUUAUGGCAUUUACUGUAUAAUCAAAUAUUACGAUUUUUAUACUAUUUUUUUAAAAACACAUUUGUAUUAAUCAUUUUACUAUGCGUUUAUCAGUAUGUCUCAGCAGCUGUUGGGACCAAUGCAAUAAAAUGUGAGGUGUGUUCUUAA
Solea solea (common sole) is the source of this 2045-nucleotide messenger RNA. It is a transcript of the gene ugdh, whose product is annotated as UDP-glucose 6-dehydrogenase. The coding region runs from base 153 to 1625 and encodes 490 amino acids. NCBI's taxonomy places the organism in Eukaryota, Metazoa, Chordata, Actinopteri, Pleuronectiformes, Soleidae. Gene Ontology annotation, cellular component: cytosol; nucleus. Gene Ontology annotation, biological process: glycosaminoglycan biosynthetic process. Gene Ontology annotation, molecular function: UDP-glucose 6-dehydrogenase activity; NAD binding. The transcript is spliced from 12 exons. The record is from RefSeq and is a predicted model, not a curated record.